Poecilia reticulata (guppy) is the source of this 7354-nucleotide messenger RNA. It is a transcript of the gene znf507, whose product is annotated as zinc finger protein 507. NCBI's taxonomy places the organism in Eukaryota, Metazoa, Chordata, Actinopteri, Cyprinodontiformes, Poeciliidae. The record is from RefSeq and is a predicted model, not a curated record. Gene Ontology annotation, cellular component: nucleus. Gene Ontology annotation, biological process: positive regulation of transcription by RNA polymerase II.
CUGAUAUUCCAUCCUCGCCAUUUUGCAAUGUGGUGGAGAGAGAGAGGCCACUUUUUAUAGCUAACGAAUAAAAACUCCCGAGUUUUAUGCGUUGAGGACAAAGAGCGUCGCACUUCAUUUAGUCGGUGAUGGAUGAGAAUUGCAGCGAUGCUGUCCUCAUCUCAAAGUCCUCCUCUACAUCUGAUGCUUCUUCCUCUGCUCCAGUACCUGGAUGUCCCUUUGAACACCAGCCUCACAGGGUCAUAGGUCAGGGUGUCCCAGGAAGUGUCCAACCAAAACAGGUGGAUGAGUCCCUCAUCCAGGUCAUUGAGAAACUCAGCAAGAUAGUGGAGCAGCGUCCGCAGAGGCGCUGCCCUCUGGGGGGGCAGAAAAGAGGGAAACAUCUGGACUCCUCCGAGGUGAGGUUGAAUCCAGGAAGCUCUCCUAACAAGAGGAUGAAGAAUAGCUGCGACGAGGAGGCGAGAGCAGAAGGUAGUGAAACAGAUGGCAUUUCUUCUCUUGCUCUGGGUGACAAUAACAACAGCAUCACUACUGAGCCGAGCGAAAUUGCUGGCGGUUCAAGCCACAUCGACCUCAAACGGACAGUAACGUGCUACCAGUGCAGCCUUUGUCCCUACCUCUCCCAGACGCUGGCCCAGCUCAGAGAGCACCUGAAGCAGCACAAUGAGCAGCACAGCGACCUCAUCCUCAUGUGCUCCGAGUGUCACUUCACGUCCAGAGACCAGGAGCAGCUGGAGGCACACGUCAAGCUGCACUUCGACGACAGGGGCGGCACGACGAGAACCUCCAUGGAAGAGGAAGGAGUUCUGAAACAGUGUGGGGAGGGGGAGCGGGACAGUGAGGUGAGCAAAAGUUCACUAGAUGAGUCAAGCGACCUACCAAAGAAGAAAAAGUGGUAUAGCUACGAGGAGUACGGUUUGUACCGCUGCUUGAUUUGCAGCUACGUGUGCAGCCAGCAGCGAAUGCUCAAGACCCACGCCUGGAAGCACGCCGGCCUCGUCGACUGCUCCUACCCCAUCUUCGAGGAAGAGGAAGGCGGUACAGCAAGACAAGAGACUCAAGCAGCUACCAACAACAUCAUACCCCGAGAGGAUCUAGUGAUCCUGUCUACAGGUCUUCACGAUCAAAAUUUACAGAAGCUCCCAGCUGCCAUCAAAUUGCAACUCUGUGUGCCUGUCGCUACUGAGAACCAGCAGGAUCAAUACAAUCCAUCGGUCUCGCAUUCCAGCGAAGGUUCUGCAACGGCUGCAGAUAAAAACGAGGAGGAGGGUUAUGCCAACAAAGACGUGAGCUCUGAGGAGCCUGUGGUGGAGGUGCAGGUGACUUUGGAGGGAGAUGGCGACAUGGAGGUGGACAGGACCCAAGAGAGCAGCUCCAUUCCUGACAGCCUGCUGUCGUCAGCCCAGAAGAUCAUUAACAGCAGUCCGAACAGCGCCGGACACAUAAACGUGAUCGUAGAGCGCCUUCCGUCAGCCGAAGACACCGUCAUGGUGACAAAGCCUCUUCUCCUCAACUCAGAUGUGGAUAGGGACAAGGGUUUGCUGGCUGUGAAAGAGGAGGAGGAGCAGGAGGAGAACCCUGCAGGAAGUGUUGGCUGUGUGGAUAACUCCACUAACAGUCUUCCAGUAGAUGCUGACUGUAAGUCUCCCCUUCAUAAAGGUGACACGUCCCUAAGGGAUGAAAACAUCCCCCCAACUAGCCGCAAGCGAACGCAUUCCGAGUCGCUCCGCCUCCACUCUCUGGCUGCAGAGGCUCUUGUUGCUAUGCCAAUGAGGAUGCCAGAGCUGCCCACCUCCAGCCCUAAGGUGACCCUGAGGAGCGCUUUACCCCAGAUUCAGAAUCAAAGGAUCUCGGACGGAACUCAGAGCAAACAGAGGGCGUCGGACGUAGAGAAGACAGCAGCCCUGUUGGAAAUGGAGCUUUGCCAGGCCAAACAGGAGGAAUUAGGAUCCCUGGGCCUUGUGGAGGGUGAUGAGGAAGGUCCCACCACUAAAGCUGGAAUCAGCCUUUCACUUCUUACCGUCAUCGAAAGACUUAGAGAGCGCUCAGACCAGAACAUCUCCGAUGAAGACAUCUUGAAAGAGCUUCAGGAUAACGCGCAGUUCCAGAAUGGGGCUGUAGCUGCAGCGAUCACCAGCAACGGAGCUGAGAGUUACGUGUGUAACAUUCCAGGCAUUGAUGGGCUGGUUGGCCCGGCCGACGGAGGGUUGGUGGAUUACAACCCGGGCAACGAGCGGCCGUACCGGUGCCGGCUGUGUCACUACAGCAGUGGCAACAAGGGUUACAUUAAACAGCACCUGCGUGUUCAUAGACAGAGGGCGCCAUACCAGUGUCCCAUCUGUGAGCACAAAGCCUCAGACAGUAAGGACCUGGAAAACCACAUGAUCUACCACUGCAAGAGCAGGAUGCACCAGUGCAAAUACUGUCCGGAUGCCUUCCACUACAAGAGUCAGUUAAGAAAUCAUGAAAGAGAGCACCACAGCUGCAGCAGCGACACGCCAUCACCCACAACGGGGACCGACACCAUCAUCCCAGUGGAAGAAUCUGAACGGGGAACAGACGAAGAAGGUGGGGUGCCAAAGAUGUACAAAUGUGAUGUGUGCAACUAUACCAGCUCUACUUAUGUAGGGGUGAGAAACCACAGGCGGAUCCAUAACUCUGACAAACCGUAUCGCUGCUGUAGCUGUGAUUUUGCCACCACCAACAUGAACAGCCUGAAGAGCCACAUGAGGAGGCAUCCUCAGGAGCACCAGGCUGUGCAGCUGCUGGAGCAGUACAGGUGCUCCUUGUGCGGCUACGUGUGCAGCCAUCCGCCGUCGCUCAAAUCCCACAUGUGGAAGCACGCCGGGGACCAGAACUACAAUUAUGAGCAGGUCAACAAGGCCAUCAAUGAAGCCAUCUCCCAGAGCAGCCGAGUGUCUCAGAGACGGCCUGCUGGCCCGGAGUCUGGGGCCGAGUGUCCAGCGGUGACCCUGCCUUUAAAGGAGAUGGCCAGCUGCCAGGUGGACCCUCACCCAACACACGCAUCAGUAACAAAAGCCUCUCUGCCUUCCGACAGCCCGGCCGGACCACCCACACCCCCUCCAGACUCCACCCAGGGGAAGCGCACAGGGCCCGCCACGACGGGGCCCCCGAUGGAGUACUGCAUGCUGCUGUUCUGCUGCUGCAUCUGUGGCUUCGAGUCCACCAGCAAAGAGCGUCUGAUGGAGCACAUGAAGGAGCACGAGGGCGACAUCAUCAGCAUCAUCCUCAACAAGGAGCAGCAGGAGGCGGAGGCCCAGGCCGGCCUCCAGACAGCAGAGUGACACGCAUCCGUAUGUGUUGAGGUCAGAGGUCACUCCGAUGUCUGCUGUGUCACACAGGCACCUCUUAUAGGCUUCAGGAAGAGGAAUGUGAUUUUAAUCCGUUAAUAUUCAUGUCAAAUUAUUUCACCUUACAAAGCUUCAGCCCAAGUUCGAACAGUAAUAAGCUCAACCUUCAAUAAAUCACAAAACAUUCAACUACUUCCUUCCCUAAUUUGAUCACUUUCCUAUGACGGCAGCUCUUUCAUUGCUACUGUAGUAUUUACCGUGUUUGGUGCGACAUGGCUGAGGUUCUCAUCCUGUAAAGAGUUAGCAGCACACCUUCAUCAGAGCCUAAAGGCUCUCAUCGCUGCUCCAACAGAAGGAAUAUUUAUCCGUUUGUUUUUCCGUUAGCUUCCAGUUUGAAGAGAGGUGUUAGUUUCUUUAAGUUUGUUGUAUGGUUUGUAAAGUAGAGAAGGAAGUGGAAGUAAUAUACAUUGACUGAGGUGUUGUUUUAAAUGCCUGUAGACAAAAGGAAUGACAAAAAGGGAAGUCUGUUAGUAUGUUAGUUAUUUGAAUCUGCCAGUGCCAAGGUUAGGAUGUAGGAAAACGUUUCCUUAAAGUAGUCACGGUUAUCUCUCAUGUUUGUGGUGCUAUGUUCAUUUGAAAGCAAACAUUUGUAUGUAUUUUUAUAUCUCCUGCUGUUUAUGUUGCUUGUGUGAGUGUGUGCGUUUAGUAAAGUUUUUAUUAUAUUUUAGCGUUCUCAAAAGUACAAAUCAUCUCCUGACCAGAGCGUUUCUUAACACAGCAGACCCCCGCCACUCAUGGUUCAGUACUUACAAAUUAUCCUGUAGACAUGAUUACAAAUUUUUUGCAGAAAAUUCACCCAUUUAUUAAUAUGGUUUGUAAAUACUCUACAAGAAAAUUCCACUUGGGAAGUGAAACUACUUAAAAGCAAUGCUACUUGACACACCAUUGGCUGGCGUUAGCAAAGCAGCCAAUCCAGAAGCGGCAUUCGUUUUCAAGAUAGAUGAGGAAGACUCGCCUAUCUUGAAAACGAGAUGGAUGAGUCUCGUUUGGCGAGACUCGUUUCUCUACUUUGGCGAUAGCGUUAAGACGCUUUCCACUGUGUGUGUUAAUGCAUAUUAAGGUAUAUCUGGUAUUUGAGCUGUUAAUAUAGCAGUUGUAAGCAUUUUUAGACGGGGUGUCAAGUUUUCACUGAUCACUGGGGGUUCACUGUAAUUGCCUACACAGUGGAACAUUUUGUUUCAUGUCAUGGUUGAAACAAUGCAGUGAAACAUUUUUGAGUGGAAGCAGCUGCAUUGUUCACCUUAUUCCUGUAACCAUGAUGCUUUGCAUGAACUGUUUAACACACACAGGUCAGGAGAACAUGGAAUCAGGAAUACUACUGCUGAAAAUUGCAGUGACAACGUAGACGAGCGCAAUCUCUUCUAAAUCUUUUCCUUCUAUACCUUGUCACCACAACCAUACUGUUCUAGGAGUUUUGAAUCUAUGAUCAAUAUGUGGAUCAUGGCACUUACAGCAUCACAUUCCACCAAAUAUUCUAUCCAAGCAGUACAGGAAUAAGGUGGAUAAGAAGUUUGGAUUAAAACAGAUUGGUUAUUGCAGGUUGGCUCACAACAAAGCUACACUAAAAAAGAUUGUAUGAAUAUUUGAUAAAUAUAUUGCCUCAAAGAGCGUACGUACGAAGAGAUUAGCUGAAAGCGGUCGUACAUUUACUAAAAUAUGUUGGUUGCACUUAGUGUUAUUAAUCCCAGCAUAAAUCCUCAUGAAACAUUUUACAUUAACAUAAAAAAACAUUUAUGUAUGAACUCAUUCUCCUUGCUCAGCUGCUAGUUAGCAUGAAGUGACAGCUCAGCAUGCUAGUAGAUUUUUAGCUCGUGUUUUAGUUCAAUCCAACCAGGUUGUUACUGUUUAAUUUAGUCGUCUUUAAUAAUGUGGGAUUUCAGCCUCUUGUAAAAACGUGUAAAAUAUAGAAAUUUGGAAAUUUAAGAAACCUCAAAGAUUGAAUUUACAGAAAAUUGGGAAACAAAUGCCUUGAACUCCAAGUUAGCAUGGGUUAGCCAGUUUCAAGUUGCCAAAGAAAACUUUCCAACACCUUUAAACUGGCAAAAUAAUGAAAUUCUGCAUGCAAGUCUACUAGUGGGUUUGAAUUUUGCUUUUGUUUUGUAGGUGAAGAUUAUCUGAAAUGUAAUGUUACACCAGAGUUAAUUAAACUUAUUCAAAGCUGUUGUACAUGAUCUUUCAACAUACCAGAACAAUAAUUACCUUUGUUGGUUAAAUGCCCACAAGUUUAAAAUUUGAUAUUUUAAUUGGAAGGCAGUUUUUUCUUAUGCUGCUUCCUGAAGGGCUAAAUUUCUGGUAACUUUGCACAAUUAGUAACCAAACUGUGGUGUGUUGUCACAGAACACACCACAUAGAAUUUAUAAUCCACCUGUUUUGAAACAUUUCCCCUCCUUUGAAAAGAGGUGAAGAUGGCUUUGUGGAAACGUUAGCUGUAGCUAAAAACACAAACAGGGACAUCUUGAAUACCAGAGAAACUCUACAUCUUGAUCAUUUUAAAGUAACACGUGUUUUUAACUAGAUGCAAGAAUCAGCAGGUAAAAUAGGUAAUCAAGUCUAGUUCCUGUUACAGAUAACAUGACCAAUAAACUAGAUUACAUGAGCAGAAAAUGACUUAAAACAGUGUUCAAAUCUGGAAUUAUUUUUACAUUUUGUCCGACUGCUACAAGAUAAAAGCUACUCCAGAUUUUAUAGCCUCUGUGUGAUUAACUCACAAUAAUCAGUGCAGUUUUUUUUGCUCCUGAUUGGACAUACUGAGGUUUUCUACAGCCACUCUUCACUAUACCCAACCAUACCGAAAACUGUGACUCUGAAUUAUUCCAUCGUAAUGCAUACAAAUAUUCACUUCAGUCUUUUUCUUUUUAAAAAAAAAAAAUCUAGCAUGGAAUGUUAAAAGUAGCCUUACUGGCUUUCGUGUGCCAAAGUUUGAGGAUGUAACAUGAGAGCUGAAGAAAACCAGUCGAAUGUGUAACCUCUAAAUUGUCCUGAAUUGUUCCGACAAAACUUUCUCCAUUUUACUGAAUAUCAGCAGAGAACUUUAGCACUUGUUGUAUCUGUUGCUUUUUGUCUUUUUCUCAGUUAAACCCGACAGAUUUUUGAUCUUUUAGAUGACGGGAAGCUCUGAGGCAUGAACCAGACAUGCGUAUGAAGGCUCACGCCUCAGCUUUUUAUUCGUUUGAAACAUGUUGUCUCAAAAUUAAAAUAUUUCAGGAGGAACAAAAUAUUGAACUGAUACUUUAUUUACUCAGAACUGACACAAACUUUAAGCAAAGUUUUUGAGACUUGUGUGUUAUAUUUCUAAUUAUUAUGAAAGAUAUAUUUAUAUAUAAUAUGUGGUAUAUUUUAUGUGUGUUGGAGCACAUGGAAAUUCUAUCCAUUUUUCUCGCUGUAAGUUUUGCUAAACACCACAACUACAUGGCCUUUAUUGUGUGCCAUAUUUCUGUUAAAAAGCAAUGAUCUCUUGUCUGUUUUUUUGUUUUUGUGCCUUUUAGUGUUUUUGUGUCUGAAAGAAUUUGUAGAAUAUUAAAUAACCCUGAUCCUCUGAAACCUUUGUUUUCAUCAUUCAGGUCAAAUAAUCCAACACACCAAGUACAUUAGGCAGCCCUGAUGUAUCACAAACCAGAGCUCAAAUGCUUUCACCUUAACAACCUCAAAAACUGACAUUUCUAUAAAAUAUGAAAUAUUUUUAAAAGUUCAUUAUGCUAUAAAAGGUUUUCAAAUAGAUUUUUUUUGCUAACUUUUGAUCUAUUUAGAAGAAAUCUUGGUUUGAAGUUCAGCAUAGCAAGACGAGCUAUGUCUAUUUGAACCAAAGGACACGACGUCUACUCUGUAUUUUUAUGCUCGUAUCAAAUUUUGUAACAGAUUCAACAUGAAAAUGUCUCGGACUUUAAUGUGACACUUGCUUUGUUUGUAUUUAUUUUUAAACAUCCUACAAAGUAUUUCAUCACUUUGUCAUUGUAUCUUUUGCUAAUAAAGAGAAUGUGAAAUGA